AUGGCAUUUCAGCGGCGGCGCCACCACUUCUAUCAACGCUUCCGUCUCAUGAUUCCGGUGAUUUCCGCCGUCGCUGCCGUUCUACUCUUUCUCUUUGCUAUGCUUUCCUUCUUAGCUCCUUCUCCCAUCGAAUCCGAUCAAAUGCACCGGAGACGCCAUUACACCGCGGUUAACGGUAAAGCGAAUGAUGCGAUUGGAAAACCUGUUUUCCGCGUUCCGAAAAAUGGAGGAAAGAUGAGUCACGAUGUGUGGAGUUCAAGAAAUUCGGAGCACUUCUAUGGCUGCAGCAAUGCCAGCAGCAAGUUUCCAAAAGCUCAAGUCACUACAAGGCCUAAUCGGUAUUUGUUGAUUGCAACUAGUGGAGGCUUGAAUCAACAAAGAACUGGGAUUACAGAUGCUGUUGUUGUUGCGCGAAUUUUGAAUGCUACUCUGGUUGUUCCAAAAUUGGAUCAACGAUCUUACUGGAAAGAUUCUAGUAACUUUUCAGAGAUCUUUGAUGUUAAUUGGUUUACCUCAUACUUAUCAAAUGAUGUCAAAAUUAUCAAGCAACUCCCAAGUAUUAAUAAGGGUAGGAAAGCAUUAUCUGCAUACAACAUGCGUGUUCCAAGGAAAUGUAACGAGAGAUGUUAUAUAAAUCGUAUACUGCCUGUACUCGUGAAAAAGCGUGCUGUUCAACUCAACAAGUUUGACUACAGGCUUGCAAACAGGUUGGAUACUGAGUAUCAGAAGUUGAGAUGCAGAGUUAAUUACCAAGCUCUAAGAUUUACUGAUCCAAUACAAGAAAUGGGUGAAAAAUUGGUCAAGCGGAUGAGGAUGAGAAAGAAGCAUUACAUUGCAUUGCAUUUGAGGUAG
This is a messenger RNA of Vicia faba (fava bean), 852 nucleotides long. NCBI's taxonomy places the organism in Eukaryota, Viridiplantae, Streptophyta, Magnoliopsida, Fabales, Fabaceae. The record is from the annotation of a GenBank genome assembly.